CGCGCCGCCGAGCUCCUCACCCCCGAGCACGGCUCCCUCGAGCCCAGCAAGGCCGCCGAGAAGGCCCUCACCGCGCGCAAGGGCGCCACCAAGUUCAUCGACGAGGUCGGCGUGGGUGGCGGGGAGGCCGAGCAGGUCGAGUUCGUCCUGCAGCUGCAGAAGGCGCUCCAGUACGUCAAGGGAGUCGAGACCCCUAGGGCGGGAAUCCUCCUCGCGGCCCUGCUGCAGCAGCUCUACGCUCUGGACAUCCUCGAAGAGGAGGGCAUCCUGGGAUGGUGGAAAGACGCACGUGCGGUUGAGAAUGAGACGUUGACGACGCUCAAGGAGAAGAGCAAAGUGUUGGUGGAGUGGCUUGAAAAUGCCGAGGAGGAGGAUGACGACGAAGAGGAAAGUGACGACGAGUAG
Messenger RNA from Clonostachys rhizophaga, 405 nucleotides. The record is from the annotation of a GenBank genome assembly. NCBI's taxonomy places the organism in Eukaryota, Fungi, Ascomycota, Sordariomycetes, Hypocreales, Bionectriaceae.